AUGGCCACCUCAAAUCUGGAAGGCAAAUUCGGCUUGCAGGCGUCGCGCCUCAAGGUUAUUACGCUGUUGUCCGAGCAGGCGAAGAACGGCGACUUCGACGAAUACUGCCUCGAUGCCCUCACGGAACGGGAGGAGUUCCUCGACGGUCACCUCUCCAAGUUCGAGGCUCUGCACGAGAAAUUAUGCGAGGCCAAGGUGGAAGGCCUCACGGACCAUGCUUACUUCACGACGGAUAGUUACCUGCGGAUCCUCGAAGUGUACUCGUCAGCGAAGUCGAGACUCACGUCCCUGAAACAAAGGCAACGGCAAAAGGAGGAAGAUGCCUCCCCUCGCCCUGCGGAUCGCCUCGCCCGGAGCUCCCUCAUGACCGCCUCGGGAGGGGUGCGUAGAUCCCUCCCCAAAAUACAGCUCCCCUCAUUCGCUGGGAGCUACACGGAGUGGCGUCCAUUUGCGGACCUCUUUUCAACGCUAGUGGGCGACUGUUCCGACCUCGAACCGGUGGAGAAGAUGUUCUAUCUGAAGGCCAGCCUCACGGGGGAAGCCUCACGUUUCAUUUCAAGCAUCCCAGUGAGCGGGGACGCCUUCGCUGCCGCUUGGGACACCCUCACUCGCAGGUACGAAAAUCGACGCCUCCUGAUCUCCGCCCAGGUUGAACGCCUCGUUAACGGGACACCGCUGCCUCCCAAGUCCUCGCAGGCCGUCAACGGUCUCCUCUCUGAGGCCAAGGAAGCCCUUGAUGCGCUGAAGGGCCUCCACGUCCCGGUUGAACACUGGGAUGUCAUUUUGGUACACCUGCUGGUGCGCCGCUUGGAUCCCCUCACGCGCGAGGCCUGGGAGAAUCACCUCGGGCAGAAGGAGGAGCACCCUACCUGGAAAGACCUCCAAGCCUUCCUCACCGGGCGGGCCAGAGCCCGAGAGACCCUCGAGCUCUCCCGCGAAGAAGUUUCGAGUUCGAGACCACCGGCUACCUCCGGACGCCCCUCGGUCAGUUCUCGGCCCCCACCCAGUGCUCCGCGAGUGACCGCGCGACCACCUCCAGCCUCUGCCGGACGGGCAUAUCACGCCGCAGAGCUUCCGCCGAAUUACAAGGACGGGCUCUGCGACAUGUGUGGGAAGAAACACUAUAUAACCGAGUGCGCGGAGUUCCUCGCGCUUCCUAUCAUUGAGCGCCGCCGGAUCGCAGUACAGCACCGCUUGUGCUACAACUGCCUCGGCCGACACAGUGCCCUUAACUGCCGCAGCGAACGACGGUGCCGCACGUGUGGCAACAAACACCACACCCUCAUUCACUUCCCGGCGCACCCGAUGGACGACCGCCCCAAGGACAGUGGGUGGCCCGGCAUCCCCUCAGGAACACCCGUUCCUGCAGCUCCUCGGGCGACGGCUCAUCACGUAGCCGUUCCUCACCCCUCAGCGGACACCUCAGGCAGGGACUCCUCAUUGGAAGAGGCGGGUGCACCACCGGACCAACCCGGCACGCAUCCAGACACGGCCUCGCUCCCGCAAUCGGAGUGA
This is a messenger RNA of Osmia lignaria (orchard mason bee), 1515 nucleotides long. The record is from RefSeq and is a predicted model, not a curated record. Lineage: Eukaryota; Metazoa; Arthropoda; Insecta; Hymenoptera; Megachilidae.